Molecule: messenger RNA, 1533 nt
Organism: Triticum turgidum subsp. durum (durum wheat)
Lineage: Eukaryota; Viridiplantae; Streptophyta; Magnoliopsida; Poales; Poaceae
Source: the annotation of a GenBank genome assembly
AUGGAAGCCUUGAGGACGGCGAAGCGUGCCGGCGGCAGCUUGGACGACCGGCUGAGCGACCUGCCGGACUGCCUCCUCUAUGACAUCCUGUCGCGCCUCAAGGCCCGGCAGGUCGUUCAGACGUGCGUGCUGUCGCGGCGGUGGCAGCACCUCUGGCCCACGUCCCCGUGCCUCGACGUCGAUAUCGGCGAGUUCCGCCCCGAUGCGACUCUACGUCCCAGCCCGUGGCCGCUGAGCCCCGCCCAGCUCGCUAACUACGGGAAGGAGCAGCCGGACGAGUUCGCCGACUUCGAGGACUUCGCCGACAGCCUUCUGGUCCAUCGGAUUCGGAGCGCCGGCGCUGCGCCCCUGCAAACCCUGCGGCUGCGCCUCCCUCCGUUAUGGUUGAGCGAUCCGUCAAUGUACGGAUACGGCAAUGAUAUCUUCGUGACCAAGUACACGAGGUGGGUGCGUCGCGGCCUCCAGUGCUCCCCGGCGGCGCUCGACGUGCGUGGCUCCGUCAGGCUGCCCCCUCUAGCCUCCCACCGCCUCACGAGCCUGCGCCUCGACCAGGUGACCCUCCACCGUGAUUUCGCGGAGCACCUCGCCUACGGGCUCCCCGUGCUGGAAGACCUGCAGAUCACGGGCACCAGGUUAUCAGCAUCGCUCCCGAGGAUCGCGUCCGGCACGCUUAAAAACCUCGUAGUCGAAUCCUCCAAUCGGAACAGCGAGAGCCUAACCUUCACCAUCGCCGCCCCUCGACUCGCGUCGCUGCACCUCGCCGUUAACUUCCGGUGCCUCAUCUCCUUCGCCGUCGUCCUCGAGGAGGCGCCUUGCCUCGUCCAAGCAUCCGUCCGCCUGGUAGGGACGCCUGAUCUCCGGCACAAACAGGGGGGCGGCUACUACCUUCAGCAGGACAGGGAUCUGCUCAGGGCUCUGUGCAACUUCAUCGGCUCUCUGUCCCACGUCUGCACCCUGAAGCUGCACGGCUUUGGCAACAUGACAGUAGUUGAGCAACCUACACCUCAUGCUCCACCUGUUGGAGCUCAAUUCUUUCAAUAUCAGCCGGAGAUGCUGCACGCAUAUAUACCUUUUGUUCAACCACCUGGACCAUUCUUCUUGCCAGAUCAGCCGCCGAUGCCGCUGAUGCCGCCACUGGCCAAGGACAAGUUCCCGCGGCCAAUGUUGCAGGCGAUGCUCGACGAGGAGCACCAUGGGUUACCGGUGUUUCGCAGCAUGAGGACCUUGGUCCUUGAGGAUUCCGAGAUUGGCGGCGAUGCUCAGACGCUCUGCCGUUUUCUGCAUAAUGCUCCAGCCCUAGAGAAGCUCACUCUAAAGAACUGUCAGUGCCCUGAGUUCCCAAACAGUUCAAUGGUGGAGCUACCUCGGACCAUAUCCCUCACCCCCAACCUAAAAUCGGUGGAAAUCAUCGAGGGCGACAAAGAUGGGAGCAUAGACGCGGAGCAAACAAACGAGGUCUUGACGUCCAUGAUGUUAGGUAAUCUGCCGGCGACUACCAUGAUCCAAGUCACCAAAUUAGGAGGAAGGAAUUAG